UCGGCAUCCACACGCUAGUACCACACGGAUCACUAGCCAUGAAAGUUAGGCAAUGCGUGCUAAGUGCACUGCUUGUGGUGAUUCAAGUGCAAUCGAUCUUCACCCAAAACUGCGUCAGUGGUCCUCCAGAUUAUAUGUGUCCGGGUGUACCAACAUCACUGGAGGUGUAUCUUCAGCAUGAAACAUUCUGCAAUCGGUUCUACAAGUGCAUCGAUGGGAAGGCUAUUGAAGGACGCUGCCCGACCGGAGCGUAUUUCAAUGCGAAGGAAAACCUUUGCUGUCCCGACGAAACUCUCUGCUAUCGGUCGAAUCCCUGCGUUCAAUCGAUCGCUGGCUGCCAGUCCUGUGCCAAAGUGUUUGUAAAUACCGGCCUAUCACCACAGGAUUUCUACGUGUGCAACUGUGACGGUACCGGUGAAGCACGUCGGUGCUCGUGGGGAGUUGACUCAGUUACUAAGGCUAAUCUGACGCUUAGAUUCAUCAAUGGGCGGUGUGAGAAUCCUGAUGCCACGCUGUCGGCAGCCAAGGGACAAGGAGGGGACGGGAACGGAGAUGGAGACGGUGACGGAGAUGGUUCGGAUGGAGAUGAUCAUACACUUUCCCCGGAAGAUCUGCUUAAACAAAUUCAGGACUUGAUCAAUCAAGUGUUGGGUCAGCAAGGGAACGGAAAUGGAAAUGGGAAUGGAAAUGGAAACGGCAACGGUAACGGAAAUGGUAACGGAAAUGGUAAUGGAAAUGGUAAUGGAAAUGGUAAUGGAAAUGGUAAUGGAAAUGGUAACGGAAAUGGUGACGGAAAUGGUGACGGAGACGGAGACGGAGAUGAUGGCGAUGAAGGGUUGGUGCAAGGUCUUCUAGACACCCUAUUAGGAAGCAAGAAAACGACCACAAAAGCUACAACAACUCCACCCACAACAACAGCACCAGCGACUACGCCAACUACUGAAGCAACGACAACAGAUUCUACGGUUACAACAACCACCGUAACGACGACGGCAGCGACAACUACGGCGGAAGCUACUACCGAACCAGCUACGACAGCUGAACCACCGCUUUCCUCGUCCGUAUCAACGCCACCGGGCGCAGGGUAAUCAACGAGAAUCUGUCAAAUGGACAAGCAGCAUAAAUGAAAGAAAUAUUAAAUAGUACUGUUGAAAAUAAGGAAUUCAAUUUACUGCGCGUCCAUCUUAUAAUCAACUAUGAAAAAGCAAAUUAUUGACAAACCAAAAUUUAUAGAAGAUCUUCAGUAUUACUAUCCAACUAAUGGAAGACCAGCAAAAAAAUAAACCCACAGCAGAAAUAUCCGAUUCCUGGCCUUAAAUGUUUUGUAUAAAACCA
Messenger RNA from Topomyia yanbarensis, 1335 nucleotides. RefSeq lists its product as uncharacterized. The coding region runs from base 39 to 1088 and encodes 349 amino acids. Lineage: Eukaryota; Metazoa; Arthropoda; Insecta; Diptera; Culicidae. Gene Ontology annotation, cellular component: extracellular region. Gene Ontology annotation, molecular function: chitin binding. The transcript has 3 exons. The record is from RefSeq and is a predicted model, not a curated record.